GAGGUGUCCUCCCGCCUGGAGGCCGGGAGCGCGGGGUGGCGGCCGCCGCUGCUGGCUGGCCCGGCCUGGCAGCAGCUGAACACCAAAGGAAGGGUAGAAAACCUUCAGAAGCCACCCUGAGCUGUGUAGCUUUCUGCUAGUCUGCCGGCGUUGCUUGGUUGUCGCCGUCGCUGCGUUGCCAGUCUUGUGCGGCGUGCCUGGCUGCAGAACGGGAGGUCCCUGGGACAUCAGGACCGCGUUAGGUUUAACCGUUGUACCUGAGUACCUGUCAUCUCCUUUAGCUAAGUGAAUAGUCCUUAUGACUGCUCCUCAUACAAUUUAGGGGGAUAUAAUUGAUGCUGUCCCGUUUGGUAGUUCUGAACUAGCAGAGUUGUUUAGUUUUGGUGUACUGCUAUCUGAUGGUGGCUUGAUGUCAUCUCCUACACUGCUCUGUUCCUUUUUUUUUUUUAAUUGAAGUUUCCUCUUUUGAAUCAUGCUGAAACUGCCUUCCCAGGUUAUUGUGGGUUUUCUUCCUUGUCACUCUGCCCAACUGCAAUGGAUAUUCUCUUAAUUUUUCCUGACCAGUAAGUUAAAAUCAGGUAGUUCAGGUAAGAGGACUUUCAAGAGCCAUAUUAAUGAAAUAAGAGUGUAGGUAUAUUGUGUAGAAGAGAAAGGAAAGAGAAAGUAAAGAAAAAGGCCUCCGAAAUGCAUUUGAUUGACUUUUCUGUGUCCUUUGUAUGUAUGUGACUUGGAACACAAUUGAAAAUGAAACUGCAUUUUUUGCUGUACUUCUUAGUGGUGUUUGGGUCUUUUUUUAUACAAUGAAAACUUUAAACAAGGUAUGCAUUUGUCUGGCACAUGAUGUCCCCAUUACACUGCAUAGGUCCAAAGGACAUACGAGGUUCCUGAGUUUUUUCCUUCUGACAAGUGGCCACCACCUCCGGCUCUUUGGGUGGGGCAUCUUGUGAAGCACUGUUUGCUGGCUGCUGAGUCUCUAAAAGGUUGAGGGGAGGAUCCAGAUGCCUAGCGUGGCAGCUGCCCAUUGCUUUCAGGAGGUGUGCUCCUGUUCAGCGUGCUCCUCCUGGGCGCAGUAACGCUGUGAUCCCUGGGUGAGCGAGGGCUGUGGAAAAGGUCGCCGUGGUAGAGGAUGUUCCAGGAUGAGGCAAGGAAAAACACAUUGGAGUGGCGGGGGCAGGAACUACAGAUGUGAGGAGCAGUGCGUGCGUAAACACGUGUGUAUGUAGUGCUGUCAGUAAAAGGUGUGAGUGUGCCUGUGUGUAAAUAUACUUGUACACACACAGUGACACAGUCAGAUUAGUGAAGUGCUAUCUGUGCAUGAAGUAAAGCGGUUCGAGGAAUGGUGAAGAACAGGACUUAAUGCUGUGCCUCCCUGCCUGCUAUGAGUUAGGCUGUGGUGAACUUGGACUCAGGAAGGCAGAGACAGUGUUAGUAUCCAUGCAUAGACUGGAAGAUGUGGCACAGCAUCUGAAACAUGCUGAGGGUUGGGAUUGUUCUUCAUUUUAGACUUCACAGGGUGAUUUCCCCUAAAAAAGGGUAAUGGUGAGGGGCUGAUUCUGCAGACAACAGCAGAGACAUCCUUAACACGGCUUCCCACAUAGCAGUGUUGUGGUUGCAGGCAGCUGCCUGCUGCUGCACUGAUGUAGAGAGAGCCCUGUGCAGGUACAGGACCAGCGGUUGCUCAACUUCAUGUGCUUGGAGGUGAGGGACUCUCCUAUUGUGUCAUGCACUGGAGUGGCUUCAGCAGAGUCAGGCUGACUGGGGAGAAGAUGAAGUGUUUCAAGCACAAGCGUGCUUAGUGUUAGGUUUUGGCCCUGUGUGCAGUGCACACAUUGAGAGCAGGGUUGGUCCUGCAUAGUAUGAGAGCUCUGUCUGUCUUUGGUCCUGCCAUCAGAACAGGGAGCUUUCUCUGGCUAGAAUGCCCCUGCAUCAAGUAAGCAUCUGUGAAAAGAGAGCUUGCCUGGGACCACAGAGCCAACCUGGCAGCACUUGUGCCUGGAGCUACCAGGUGUUUCACAAGUAUAGCUAGCUGGCCCUGGAACUGCCCUGGGUGUGUGCUCACCUGUGAGCUGAGGGUGGUGGCAAGGCUUUAGAUAUCUCCAGCAUCUGCCUUGAAACUGCCUCCUGCACUGCCCAGCCUUCUUGCAUGGCCCUGCGGAAGGUGGUGUUGGAGAUGAAGCACCUUGGUGGUGUUGGAAGACUGCUGCACCUUUAUCAGCGCUGCAGUGUUGGGCACGUUUGUCCGGAUGGGGCAGUCACUGAGCAAUGAAAUGAGGUGGUGUUGGUGCUGGCCUGUGUGCAGCCCCCAGCUUGCAGGGAGCAGGUUUCACUUCUGUUGGGCUUUCCCUCCAGAGACACGUCUGUGGAGUUGAGGCACCGUGCAGCUGUGGGUGGUAUAGGUGAAGAUGCAGGAGCCUGAACUUACUGCAAAAGCACUGAGAGCCGUUCUUCACGCCUUUAAAAAUGGCAUACCUUUGUCUGAGCUUCAGGGCGAAUACAAAUCCCUGACUGGCGAGUGGAUUCCUUUCAGGCAUCUGGGACAUGACACACUGGAAAGCUAUUUGGAGAGCAUCCCAGGAGUGGUCAGAAUGGAAGGGAACAAAAUGGGAGAGGUCAUUUGCCAUGCUGUUGCUUGCAGUGAAACUGCACCAAUUGCUCAACUGGUGGCCCGGCAGAGGAGUUCCAAGAGAAAAAUGGGACGGCAAGUGAACUGCCAGAUGAGGCUGAAGAACACAUCUCCAGUCACGUUAGCAGGAAAGCCCAAAGGAACUUUGCGACAGCCCAAGACUUUGAGCGUACCAGAACAAGGCAGCAAGAGGCCUGCUCCUCACACACCACGAGGCAGAGGAGUGGCGUGUGGAGUGGUGAAACCUGCUCUGGAGAGUGCCCGGUUUGCCUUGACUCCAGCUGCUGGGACUGGACCACCUAAAGAAAUUCCCAUGCAGAGGCAUGUCACUGUGGUGAACAGGUCUGAGAAGAGACUAACUGUCCCAUCACGGUUUCAAAAGGAGUUGCAAGUUCACCUGUCCAGAAGUUCUUCUAUAGAUUCAAAUGACAACUUGAAUACAUCUGUUGCGGAGACACAUUCUGUUGCCUCUGGCCCUUCUGCUACUCAUAUCAAUGAAAUUCAAAGUCGCAUUAAGGAGAUCCUGAGCAAGUGCAGCAGUGGUGUCUGGUUGUCAAAGAUGCCUCAGAUCUACCGGGAGAGGUACUGGGAGGAGCUUAGCACAACAGUGCUCCAUCAGCUUGAGAACUGGCCCCAUGUGUGCACAGUGGAGAAAGUACACAGAGGUGAUCAGAUUGAUGGGCUUCUUUAUCCUGCUAAGAAAACAGCACCUACAGCAAAAAGUGAUACAGAGCAAGAAAAGGCAUAUCAGAAUGUUACUUCUUCAAAAGCUGACCCCUUAUUAAAACAAAAUACGGAGACUACACCUGCAUCUCUUAGUAGUGACUUCAAGCAAAAAGUUGUUAACAUCUUGCUGAAGUAUUCCAGUGGUCUUUGGGCUAAUGCGCUUCCCAAACUGUACCAAGACACUUACCAAGUAAAAUUUCCAGAAGACAUUCUAAAUAACCUAGAUUUGCUCUCAGAUGUAUGUGUAGUGGAUUAUGUAUCUGAUGUUCCCAGGAAGGCCAUCCUGUAUGCUAAGCCCCAAAGACGCAUUGAUGAAAAUCUGAAUGUCACUGAGAAAGUCCAGAAGCAUGAUGGUACGAAGGCCACGGCUGAGCAGCAGUAUGAAGGAUCCAAGGGCCAAUAUCCAGAGAACAUAACUGUUCCGCCUCUAAUCAUUCCAUCAGAAGGAUCUGUGUCUGUCCUCGUGAUAGAACUAAAAAACACUAAUGACGUCCUAAUUAGGUAUGUGGGUAAAGAAUAUUCUUCUGCCCAGGAACAAAUGGAAGAUGACAUGAAAGCAUACUACAGUCAGAAUAGCAGAGUGUCAGUAGCUCAGUCUCUGAGCGUUGGGCAACUUGUUGCAGUACAUGCUGAAGAAGAUGCCUGGUUGCGUGCUCGAAUAAUUUCUCUUGAAGACAAUAGAAUAAAGGUAUGCUAUGUUGAUCAUGGCUUCAGUGAGUUUGUUGAAAGCAACAGUGUGUACAAACUGCAGAAACAGUUCUAUUCACUUCCAUUUCAAGCUGCAAAAUGCAAACUGGCAGGACUGGAAGCCUUCUGUGAUAACCCUGUCCUAGUAAAGACUGUGGAAUCACAGACAUGCUCCAAGAUACUUGCUGUGGAAAUACUGGAAAAGGGUGAUAUUCCUCUUCUUGUUCUCUAUGACACUUCCGGAGAAGACGAUAUCAACAUCAAUGCUAAUUGUCUGAAGGCGUUGUAUGACAAGUCCCUUGAACUGCACCUACAGGUUGAUGCACUAUACACAAAUGUCAGAGUAACCAGUGUUUUCUCUGAUGGAAGCCUAUAUUGCCAAGUGCCAUCUAAAGGCUUGUCCAGAGUUUCUGAAAUCUUGCAGAAACUAGAAGACUUCUUCCAUUACAAGCAAACAUCUGAAUUCAAUGUAUCGCUGCCUUUCUGUGGCAAAAUCUGCUUGUUGUCUUCCAAAGGAAAAUGGGCACGUGUAGUGAUAAGAAUUAUUCACACUAGACGGGCACUUGAUGUGCAGUUCAUGGAUACUGGAACAGUUGGAACUGUGAAAAUAUCAGAGCUUAGAGAAAUCCCACCACAGUUCCUGAGAGAAGUAAUUGCAAUACCUCCUCAGGCUAUAAAAUGCUGCCUAGCAGAUCUGCCCCCUAACACUGGCAUGUGGACUCCAGAUGCUGUGCUGUGGCUGAGAGACACUGUAAUGAAUUGUCCUGAAUUUAGCAUGAAGGUGGUUAAACAGGAUGGUUCAAAGGGAAUUGUGCACAUUUACUUGUUCACUCCAGAGGACUUCCCAGAUGUGGAUCGUAGUGUCAAUCGACAGAUCAAAAAUGCAGACUUGUGGAAGCAUCAGAAAGAUGUUUUCUUGAGUGCUGCAGCCAGUGGGACUAGCUCCAUGAAAGUGACAAGUGAUGCUGUUUCAGCUGUUCAGUCAACUAGUGGAAGGCUAGAGAAGAGUUUAUCUGAUCCAGCCAAAGAAUCCAGCAGUACAGUGUCUACCAUUGAUAUGCCUCCACCUCUACCCUUGUCAAAGACUGGUGAGCUCAUGGAUGUCUAUGUCUCAGUGGCCUGUCAUCCAGGUCACUUUAUUGUCCAGCCUUGGAAUGACCUACUUAAACUGGAAGCUCUAAUGGAAGAAAUGAUCUUGUACUACAGCAGGGCAGAGGAGAAAUCUGUGAACAUCGAAAAAAACAAGAUUUACGCAGCUAAAAUUGAAAAUCAGUGGUACAGGGUCCUUGUGAAAGGAAUUCUUAGAAAUGGGUUUUUGUCAGUGUAUGAGCUGGACUACGGUAAACAUGAAUUUGUCAGCAUAGAGAAAGUACAGCCACUCGUGGAUAUGUUUAGAAAACUACCUUUCCAAGCUAUAACAGCUCAGCUUGCAGGAGUGGAAAGCCAGCAGUGGUCAGAAGAGGCAUCGAUAGUGUUUCGGAAUCUUGUAGAGAAGAAGGCCUUGGUGGCACACAUACAGGCAGUUACUGAAAGCACUAACUCUUGGGAUCGAAAAAUAGUGACUUUUCUCGUGGACACAUCUCUUCCAGAUACUGAUAUAUGGAUCCAUGAUUUUGUAUCUCAAAGCCUUGUGGAAUUUUCAAAGGAUGAUUAAUCACCACUUCUGAAAUGUAGCAGCUCAGAUUCUUUAGCAAUAAUACAAGUAACAAGCUUUGAAGAAAAAUAUAACUACUACAUGGCCUUGAAGACAAUAAAGGGGAUAAAACUGAAAAAUCUGUGUUCUGUGAAAAUGGUUUAACUAGUUUGGGGUCUUUUGACUUCAGUUGACUUUUGAAAAUUUGCACUUUGUUUACCACUGUAAUGCUAGAAUGUUUGGGUUAAAAUAUUAAAAAAGUUAUUUAUCAAUAAAACAAUGUUGACUUUU
This is a messenger RNA of Apus apus (common swift), 5960 nucleotides long. It is a transcript of the gene TDRD7, whose product is annotated as tudor domain containing 7. Bases 2403 to 5690 code for a protein of 1095 amino acids. The transcript has 17 exons. The record is from RefSeq and is a predicted model, not a curated record. Lineage: Eukaryota; Metazoa; Chordata; Aves; Apodiformes; Apodidae. Gene Ontology annotation, biological process: lens morphogenesis in camera-type eye; lens fiber cell differentiation; spermatogenesis.